GAACUUUGCUCUUUACACCCUACUACUAACGUGAUCGCGCAGGUUUGCUUGUCAAAUAUUGGCAGUUUGUAAGUAACUUUGAAUAGGUUCAGAGUCUUGCUUGCUCCUCAAAAUGAAGCGAAGAGUCGAUAAAUCCGAAGGUGGUGAACCUGCUACAGGACUGCAAAAGUCUAGUCUGACACUUAAGGAUGUGCAUGCAAGCUCUCACUGGUCAUGGGCUAAAAUAGGACUUAUUUCUUUCCUCGUCCUCUGUGCAACAAUUCCAACUCUUCAACAUGUCCUCUCUGAUUUUGUUGACCUCAGCCAUCCUUUAGAUGUGGGUCUCAAUCACACUAUUAAUGUCUAUCUCAAACCUGAGGAGGGUGUGAGAGUGGGCGUGUGGCAUACAGUACCUGAACAUAGGUGGAAGGAGGCGCAGGGUAAGAAUGCAGAGUGGUAUGAGAAGGCUCUAGGGGAUGGAUCACCAAUUUUCAUCUACCUACAUGGCAAUGGGGGCAAUAGAUCUGCACUUCAUCGUAUUGGAGUUGCAAAUGUCUUAAGUGCUCUUGGAUAUCAUGUCUUGGUGAUGGACUACAGAGGUUUUGGAGACUCGACUGGUGAACCUACAGAGCCCGGACUGACUACUGAUGCUCUAUACCUGUAUAAUUGGAUUAAGAAGCGCAGUGGAAACAGCCUGGUGUGUGUGUGGGGUCACUCGAUUGGUAGUGGUGUAACAACUAACGUUGCAGUUAAAUUACUGGAGGAAGGAAAAAAGUUUGACGGAAUAAUACUCGAGGGUGCAAUGCUAAGUGGGCGAGCGGCAGCCAAACAAUAUGGACAUCCUUUUUCCUGGUUUUAUUGGAAGUUCCCAUAUAUUCAGUUCUUCCUCUUCAAUCCACUGAAAAACAACAAAAUAGUCUUUCCAUUGGAUGAAAAUUUGGAAAAAAUCAGAACUCCGAUUUUAAUUCUCCAUUCCAAAGACGACCAUGUGUCGCCCUUCAGUGUGGCUCAGGAGAUUUACAGAAUUGCAAAAAAGGCUCAGAACUCAGAUGAACGAGUCAAGCUGGUGUUAUUUGAUGGAAAGCAUGGAUAUCUUCAUAAUGGGCUUUAUAGAGAUCAUCGUUUGCCAAAUAUGUUAAGGGAGUUUGUGCAGUCACUGACGGCAUGAGGCACAAUGUGGGAGGAGGAUGCUUUAAUAUCAUAAUAUAAAUAAUAUUCAGCUACUGCAAACAGCUUUUUAUUAUAGUUGGUGUUGUAAAUAAGUUUGCAAUAGUUUUAAAACACAUUCAUUGCUUAGAUAAAAAAAAAUUUUUCUCUGAAAUUUUAUAAGAUGACUCAGUAGGGUGAAUUUAUUGUGUUACUAUUUUUUACAUUCGCUUCUUUUGGGAUUGAAUAGAAACUAUUUUACAAACCUUAAGAUCAUCUGUACUACUUGCUGAAGACUUGCAUGAAGACUCACAUGUCAUCAGAAUCAUCCUCACCAUCAUCAUUAUAUACCUUUGCUGUUUUUCUUGGUUUUUAAAGUAUCUCUUUGACAGACAUACGUUGUAUAAUUUGGACAUGUGUAUGUGUUCAGUCAAUGUUAUUACAGGUUAUUUAUCAGUUAUUAUAUACAGAAGUGUACAAAUCUUUAGGCAAUAGAUUUUGAGGCAAACUGAGUCGUCUCCCAAGUCAAAUUUGCUAAAUUCUCAGUGCAAUACAAAGUCAUAUUUAGUGCUGUUGUGCUUUAUGUUAAACGUUAGUGAACAGAAAACGGGCAGGUAGCCUAUAUUGAAGUAUUUUAAAUCUAGAGCUCGAGCACAUUUAAAUGUACCCAUGUGGGAAACACUUAAAAAUACCAGUAUUUUAAACACGAAUAAUGAUGUACUGAUAUGUAAACUAAAUGUUACUUUACAACUACUCACUUUACUUGGUGGGGCAUAUUAAAGAGCCCAUAUUAUACAUGAAAUAGGGUCAUAUUUUGGUUGUAAGGGUCUCCAAAAACAGUCUAAUAUGCAUGCAAGG
Molecule: messenger RNA, 1983 nt
Organism: Danio rerio (zebrafish)
Lineage: Eukaryota; Metazoa; Chordata; Actinopteri; Cypriniformes; Danionidae
Source: RefSeq, a predicted model, not a curated record